Sciurus carolinensis (gray squirrel) is the source of this 1055-nucleotide messenger RNA. RefSeq names its product transport and Golgi organization protein 1 homolog. The transcript is spliced from 3 exons. The coding region runs from base 63 to 392 and encodes 109 amino acids. The record is from RefSeq and is a predicted model, not a curated record. Lineage: Eukaryota; Metazoa; Chordata; Mammalia; Rodentia; Sciuridae.
UCGCUUGGUGUCAGAGUGACUGCAUCAGAGCUCCGGGUGGCUGCUCAGAGGAGGAGGUUAAUAUGGCUACCAAUGGGCCCCCUCGUUUCCCAGGGGUAUCUCUCAUGGGCUCCCCUGUGGGAGGGCCCCUACCACCACCUGUUCAGUAUGGACCGCCACCUCGGCCACUUCCAGGACCACUUCCUUGGCCACUUCAGCUCGGUGGGCCUUUUGGACCUCCACCAUUUGGUCCUGGUGUGCAUCCACCACUAUGCUUAAGAGAAUAUGCACCAGGCAUUCCACCUGGAAAACGGGAUCUGCCUCUUGACCUUCGGGAAUUUUUACCUGGACCCACACCUCUUAGAACUUUAGGAUCAUUUGGUCCGAGAGAGUACUUCAUUCCUGGUACCUGAUUACCACCCCCAACCCAUGAUCCCCAAGACUACUCACCGUCACCUGCUGCAAGAGACUUGACACCUUCAGGCUCUAGAGAUGAGCCUUCAUCUGCCUCUCAGAGCAGUAGCCAGGACUGUUCGCAGGCUUUAAAACAGCCUGUAACCAUGACCUCUGACACUUAGACAGAAUGUGGACUGUGCACUCUUCAUUGUGUAAAGGGAUUAUUGGCUUUAAAAUCCAAAAGUCUUAAGGGUUUAUUUUUAUAACUAAGGUGCCUUGGCAGUGUGUGCAUUUUUGGUCCAAAAAGUUCUAAACUAUCAUUCCCCUUUUAAAUAAUGAUCACCUUUAAGCUAAUGUAGCCUUCCAGCUUUGAAGUGCGCAAUAAGGAAUACCUGUGUUUUCGUUAAUGCAGCAUAUAUAAUUGCUAAAAGAUUUAGAAUGUCAUAAAAUAUGAAUAUUUCCUGUGGAAAUGCUUUAAGAACAUGUAUUUCCAUUAUCCUAUUUUGAGUGCAGUCCAGUUGAUAGAAAGCAAUGGUGUUCACAAGCUUCAUGUUUCUGUUGUAAUAUCUGGUCACACUUGUUAUGCUAAAAAUGUUCACUCAACUCAUUUCCUAAACUUAUUUCCCUUCUUGCUGAAGUUCUUUGUAGUGAUAGUAAAUACAAAAUUGUUUAUUAAUAUU